AUGACGAUGUACAACAUAUAUAGCUCUUUUCUGUUUAUUUUCGUUUCUACAGAUGCUCAGGACAGUAGAGGGCAGCCUCACUGGUGUCAUAUAGCGUAUUGGGAGCACCGAACACGAGUGGGACGCAUGUACACAGUAUUCUUAGAUUCUGUAAAUAUCUUCUACGAACUACCUCAUGGGGACGGGUUCUGCCUGCGGUCGUUGACCCGCGACGAGCGCUCGGAAUCCGUCGUCAGAACUCGAAAGAAAGUCGGCUGCGGCCUGACCAUGAGCCGGGAGUCGGACGGCGUGUGGCUGUACAACCGAAGUAACUUUGCCUUAUUUGUCAACUCUCCUACCCUGGAUGCCUUACCGCCGUCGAGAACGUUAACCGUGCACAAGCUCAUGCCGGGCUACUCGAUCAAAGUGUUUGAUUACGCCAAGUCACAGAUGCUGGAGCAUGCACGGCGAGAUCCGGAGCCCCCGGACGGGCCGACGGACCCCCACUCUAUUCGGAUCAGCUUCAUCAAAGGGUGGGGGCCACGUUACUCCAGACAAUUCAUCACCUCGUGCCCAUGCUGGCUCGAAGUGAUCCUUACCAGACCACGUUUACAUUGAUCAUCAUCAUCAUCAUCAUACCUUUUAUGUUUACUUCUAGAUCUAAUAUAAUAUUUUAUAUUAUAUAUAUUAUAUAUUAUAAUACUGUAAAUAUGGAAACUCAUUUUUACAAUGUAAUUUAUGGUGCGGUUGUACUCUGCUAUAAUUAACAUAAAGAGGACUUCACAUCCCCUUCCCCCAGAGAAAUACAAAACAGAAAAGAAAAAAAAACAUGAGUUUUUUUUUUUAGGGAUGGUACAGCUAACUAUCAAAUAACUGUCCUUUUAAGUUGGUACAGUUAUACCAUACCAAACACCCCAAGAACAAAUGUGUAUUUCGGAUGGAAUACUCUAAUCUUUGAGAUAAGGGGUUGCCCUUCAGUCUUGUCACUAGUCUGGCGGCUUUUUAACUAGUCAAUAUUUCAAAUGAAAUAGGGAAGCUUUUCAACACUGAGCUAGUACCGGUUCUCGUGUGUUCUAAGUGGCCGAUUUGGCCAGAUGACCACUGAAGGGAGAACGCUGUGAAUACGGCAAGUUAAAAAAAAUUUGGCUGGUCUAUUAAUUACAUAAAUAAAAGGUCCUAAUGUGACGAUUUUGAAAAAAAGGCGGGGAGGAAGAGCUUUCCCUUGGAAAUAUAAUUUUACUUCAAAACGAUAGGAUGAGAAUGAGGUUAAGGAUUGACCCCCAAAUGCUGUACCAUCUCUAACAAUAAAUCCACAUAUCUGUACACAGGUGGAACUCGAGAUGAAAAACAUCCCCCAUUGAAAACACAUGUACCUCAAACCUAGGCAAUCUUAUGCAAGUAGAAAUGCUGCACAGUUCAGAUUGCCCUUUUUCCCCCUUGUACAUUGUACAUGAAAAUGAGGGUGGUUUUUGGACAGCUUUUUUUUUUAAGGAAAAGUGGUAAGAAGAUGUUAGAAAGGAAAACUCAGGCCUGGAAUUCCUUCAUUUCUUGACAGUGAAAUGGCAUUGUCCCCCUCCUCUUACAUUAAACAGGGGGGGGGGGUAGUAGCCUGAAGUCCAGUAGAAUUUCCCUUUCAACUGGUCAUUACUGGCUAGUACAUAGCUUCCUAGAUACUACAUAUGGGCCCCAAGCAUUAAGUGCUUUUCUGCAUGGAUUCAAUUUCUGCAAUGAAGUCCAAUACAGAAAUGACUAUGCCAAAAAGAAAAAUUAAGAUAUGGACUUCUGGCAACUCAUGAAAAGACAACUAACUAACUGGUCCUACAAAGCAAUUAUUAAGCCUAGAAUAGAAAGGGCAAGGCCAUUUUCUAAAUGGCACUUCCAUUGGACAAUCUUAAAGUCAAUGGGAAACUUUUUGAAAGGGGGCGGCACAGGCCAAGAAAGACCAGGGGCAACACUAGGGACAACGCAGGCCAUGGCCUCCAAGACCAAGUGUAAUUCCAGGUCUGUAUUUUUAAGUAACACAGGGCAAAUCCUGAUGAAAGCACUUCCACCUUGCACCCUCCCUCCCACUCCCAAAAAGAGGACAUGGGGCAUUUUUAGAGGGGAGUGAGAAUUUGAUAACGGAGGCAAUGGCUUUCACAGAAUUCCAGGCCAGUAAGACAACUUGUACUCUAUGACCAUGUUUGAAACGGCAACUUCGGCUUAAGCUAUGGCUAGAUCAGCGCGUCUGCCAGUGUUGAAGAAUAGGCAGACGAGCACAAUCUAGCCGUAGCUGUAACCGAAGUUGCUGUAUCAGACACAGUCUUAGAGAGAGAGAGAGAGGGGGUUAAGACCGGUUUUAGUCGGUGGUCGCAGAAAUUAAAAGGCACGAUAAAGAAAAGCAUUUAAAGAUGCUGGCGAUCGUCUGCAUUCAACGAUUAUAUUCGCGCAACUGACUACAAACCGGCCUUUACUCUCGGGUUGAAUUUCAGAAUUUUUCAAAUCCUGUGUACAUGUACUGACAGAGACCUUUUAUAUAACACUGGUUAUGAUUCACAUUAUAUAACAGAGAGAACCAUGUUGAUGGUAUCAAUAAAAUAAAAUAAAAAACCUUUAAUAUGCACACUUGAAA
Asterias rubens (European starfish) is the source of this 2590-nucleotide messenger RNA. RefSeq names its product mothers against decapentaplegic homolog 6-like. Gene Ontology annotation, cellular component: heteromeric SMAD protein complex. Gene Ontology annotation, molecular function: transcription regulator inhibitor activity; I-SMAD binding. The transcript has 2 exons. The record is from RefSeq and is a predicted model, not a curated record. NCBI's taxonomy places the organism in Eukaryota, Metazoa, Echinodermata, Asteroidea, Forcipulatida, Asteriidae. Gene Ontology annotation, biological process: transforming growth factor beta receptor signaling pathway; BMP signaling pathway; regulation of transcription by RNA polymerase II. The coding region runs from base 1 to 597 and encodes 198 amino acids.